CCUCCCUCAUAAGAUUGCUUUGGAUCCCCCCCCCCUUCCCAUCCAGUUUUUUUUUUUUUUUUUUUGCGUGUGUUUGCUGCGCCUGUGUGGUGUUUGAAAAUGGAGGCUGAAGAUACAGACUGCCAGCCCCAAUGUGCUUCAUGUUUGCUACUUCUGUGCACAUUGUAUCACUGCAGGCAGCGCUGAGGGGGAGUGUUGCUUCGCCCUUUCUGGGGGAGCCCCAACCCACAUUUUCAUUGUUGUCUGUGGGUGGCUUCUCCGGAAGCCCAGCAGCUAGGGAAAUAAAAACCUUUUAAUUUUCAAACCCAAAGGGGUGUUUUUUGUGUGUGUGGGAGGAGGAGGUUAUUUUCCCCUCCCUAGGUCUCCCCCCACCCUCCCAAUUUAUAGUUCUUCUGUGUGAGUGGAGGGGGAGAAAUUUGGACUUUUUUUUUUUUUUUUUUUUUGGGAAAGGGGGAUUUUGUCCGUAAUUUAAAAAAAAAGGAAUGAAGUCUGGCGCUGGAGGAGGGUCCCUGACCUUAUUCUGGGGGUUUCUGCUCUUCUUUGCCACACUUUGUCUGUGGCCAACAAAUGGAGAAAUUUGUGGGCCAAAUGUCGACAUUCGCAAUGAUAUCCAUGAGCUGAAGCGCUUAGAGAACUGCACGGUAAUUGAGGGUUUCCUCCAGAUUCUGCUGAUCUCCAAGGCAGAGGACUACCGCAACUUCCGCUUCCCAAAGCUCACAGUUAUCACCGACUACUUGCUGCUGUUCCGCGUGGCAGGCUUAGAGAGCCUCAGUGAUCUCUUUCCCAACCUCACGGUCAUUCGCGGGAGGAACCUCUUCUACAACUAUGCCCUGGUUAUCUUUGAGAUGACUAACCUCAAAGAAAUUGGGCUUUACAAUCUGAGGAACAUCACCCGAGGGGCCAUCCGGAUCGAGAAAAACUCUGACCUGUGUUACCUCUCCACGGUGGACUGGUCUCUGAUACUAGAUGCAGUGUCCAACAACUACAUAGUUGGGAAUAAACCUCCAAAGGAGUGUGGGGACUUGUGUCCAGGGACGAUGGAAGAGAAGCCAUUGUGUGAGAAGACCUCCAUUAACAAUGAGUACAACUACCGCUGCUGGACCACCAACCACUGCCAGAAAAUGUGCCCCAGCGCUUGUGGCAAACGGGCUUGCACAGACCAAAAUGAAUGUUGCCAUCCCGAGUGCUUGGGGAGCUGCACUGCACCCGACAACAACACGGCUUGUGUGGCCUGCCGCAAUUAUUACUACGAAGGAAUCUGCGUACCCACCUGCCCACCGAACACCUACAAGUUUGAAGGCUGGCGCUGCGUUACUAAAGACUUCUGUUCCAAAGUCCCUGCUACAGAGAUAAGUGACUAUGAGAAGUUUGUGAUCCACAAUGAUGAGUGCAUGGCAGAGUGCCCUUCUGGAUUCAUACGCAACGGGAGCCAAAGCAUGUUCUGCAGCCCCUGCGAAGGGCCUUGCCCAAAAAUCUGUGAGGAAGAGAAAACAAAGACCAUUGAUUCCGUCACAUCAGCACAAAUGUUGCAGGGAUGCACCGUCCUCAAGGGGAAUCUGCUUAUUAACAUCCGCCGUGGGAACAAUAUUGCUUCUGAGCUGGAGAAUUUUAUGGGUCUGAUAGAAACAGUAACUGGGUAUGUGAAGAUCCGCCAUUCCCAUGCACUAGUCUCCCUCUCUUUCUUGAAGAAUCUGCGAUAUAUUUUGGGAGAGGAACAGUUGGAUGGGAAUUAUUCUUUCUAUGUGCUGGACAACCAGAAUCUGCAACAGCUGUGGGACUGGAACCACCACAACCUGACGAUCAAAGAAGGGAAAAUGUACUUUGCAUUUAAUCCCAAACUGUGUGUGUCUGAGAUUUACCGCAUGGAGGACGUGUCGGGAACCAAGGGACGGCAGACUAAAGGAGAUAUAAAUCCAAGAAACAAUGGGGAGAGAGCCUCUUGCGAAAGCCACAUUCUGAAUUUUGUCUCCAACACCACCCUGAAGAACCGGAUUAAGCUCACCUGGGAGCGGUAUCGCCCUCCAGAUUACAGAGAUCUUAUUAGCUUCACUGUUUACUACAAAGAGGCACCAUUCAAGAAUGUGACAGAGUAUGAUGGGCAAGAUGCUUGUGGUUCUAAUAGCUGGAACAUGGUGGAUGUUGAUCUGCCCCCAAACAAAGAGAACAACCCUGGGAUUUUACUGCAGGGACUGAAACCUUGGACUCAAUAUGCCAUUUAUGUCAAGGCUGUUACUCUCACAAUGAUGGAGAAUCAUCACAUCCAUGGAGCAAAGAGUGAAAUAGUCUAUAUACGCACCAAUGCUGCAGUGCCAUCUAUCCCACUGGAUGUUAUUUCAGCAUCUAAUGCCUCUUCUCAGCUAAUAGUGAAAUGGAAUCCACCCUCUCUCCCCAAUGGCAACCUGUCCUACUAUAUUGUACGGUGGCAGCAGCAGCCUCAGGACAGUUAUCUUUACCGACAUAACUACUGCUCCAAAGAUAAAGUCCCAAUUCGGAGAUAUGCGGAUGGGACCAUUGAUACAGAAGAAGCUACCGAACCCACCAAGCCAGAAGGGAGUGGGGGAGAAAAAGGACCUUGCUGUGCUUGCCCCAAGACAGAGGCAGAGAAGCAAGCUGAGAAGGAGGAGGCAGAGUACCGGAAAGUCUUUGAGAACUUCCUCCAUAACUCCAUCUUUGUGCCCAGACCGGACCGGAAGCGCAGGGAUGUGUUCCGAAUCGCAAACACCACUGUUGCCAGUAGGAACAAGAACACAACGGUGCCAGAUCACUUCGCCAAUGUGUCUGAUGUGGAGGAGAGCGAGAUGGAAUAUCCAUUCUAUGAGAGCAAAGUGGAGGGCCGGGAGAGGACGCUCAUCUCCCACCUCCAGCCUUUUACUCUUUACCGUAUUGAUAUUCACAGCUGCAACCAUGAAGCAGACACACUUGGGUGCAGUGCUUCCAACUUUGUCUUUGCAAGAACCAUGCCUGCAGAAGGAGCAGAUAACAUUCCAGGAACAGUAACGUGGGAAGGCAAAGAAGAUAAUGCCAUCUAUCUGAAGUGGUCAGAACCUGUAAGCCCUAAUGGAUUGAUACUGAUGUAUGAAAUCAAAUAUGGGCAGCAUGGAGAGGAGAAACGGGAAUGUGUUUCUAGACAGGAAUACAGGAAGUUUGGAGGAGCCAAACUAACUCAUCUAAACCCUGGAAACUAUUCUGCCAGAGUUCAGGCCACCUCUCUAGCUGGAAAUGGAUCAUGGACUGAACCAGUGUCUUUCUAUGUACAACCCAAACCGGCAGACUAUGGGAAUUUCCUGCACUUGAUAAUUGUGCUCCCCAUUGCAGUGCUGCUGAUCAUUGGAGGUUUGCUAAUAAUGCUGUACGUCUUUAACAAAAAGAGGAACAGUGACCGACUAGGCAAUGGAGUGCUUUAUGCUUCUGUGAACCCUGAGUACUUCAGUGCUUCUGAUGUAUACGUUCCGGAUGAGUGGGAAGUGCCCCGGGAGAAGAUCACCAUGUGCCGGGAGCUUGGGCAGGGCUCCUUUGGAAUGGUUUACGAGGGAAUAGCUAAGGGAGUGGUGAAGGACGAGCCAGAAACUAGAGUGGCCAUCAAAACUGUCAAUGAGUCUGCAAGCAUGCGUGAACGGAUAGAGUUCUUAAACGAGGCCUCAGUCAUGAAGGAGUUCAAUUGUCAUCAUGUGGUGCGGCUGCUUGGAGUUGUCUCGCAAGGCCAACCAACGCUGGUUAUCAUGGAGCUCAUGACACGCGGGGAUCUCAAGAGUUAUCUGAGGUCCCUGCGGCCGGACACAGAGAAUAACCCAGGCCAGUCUCCUCCAACUCUGAAGAAGAUGAUUCAGAUGGCAGGAGAGAUUGCUGAUGGCAUGGCAUACCUCAACGCCAACAAAUUUGUGCACAGGGAUCUCGCUGCAAGGAAUUGCAUGGUGGCUGAAGAUUUCACUGUAAAAAUUGGAGAUUUUGGCAUGACCAGAGAUAUCUACGAGACAGAUUACUAUCGGAAAGGAGGGAAAGGUUUGCUUCCUGUGCGCUGGAUGUCCCCAGAGUCACUGAAGGAUGGAGUCUUCACAACACAUUCAGACGUCUGGUCCUUUGGUGUUGUCCUAUGGGAAAUUGCAACAUUAGCAGAGCAGCCAUACCAAGGCAUGUCCAACGAGCAAGUUCUUCGCUUCGUGAUGGAGGGAGGCUUAUUGGAGAAACCAGACAACUGUCCUGAUAUGCUGUUUGAGUUGAUGCGGAUGUGCUGGCAGUACAACCCCAAGAUGAGGCCCUCCUUCCUGGAAAUAAUCGGUAGCAUUAAGGAUGAGCUGCAUCCAGCAUUCAAAGAGGUCUCCUUCUUCUACAGCGAAGAGAACAAGCCUCCAGACACCGAGGAACUCGAUCUGGAGACUGAAAACAUGGAGAGCAUUCCUUUAGAUCCCUCCUCCACCCUCCAACCCACUGACAAGCACUCAGGACACAAAGCUGAGAACGGCCCAGGCGUGGUGGUGCUGCGGGCCAGCUUUGAGGAGAGACAGCCGUACGCGCAUAUGAACGGAGGACGCAAGAACGAACGGGCCUUACCUUUGCCCCAGUCUUCGGCCUGCUGAUCCUUAAAACCCAGAAUCUCACAAAAACACACACGUUGGGGGAAGAAAGACCGAAAAGAAAAUAUAUUCAAAAGCCUACUGUACCUCAGUGGAUCUUCAGAACUGCCAUAGCUGCACACGGGAGAAUCCUCUUUUCAGUAAACACAAUAGUUUUUUCUUUGUUCAAUAUGCAAGCAGAUGUUUAUUUCAGUAAAGGACUCUGUUCAGUGGGGCGCACAGUCAGCCUUUUAAAACUCUAAUGUUAACACUUAAUAGCAACAGAAAACUUGAGAUCUGAUGUCUCUCUCUUCUCUUUCUCUCUCUCUCUCUCUCUUUUUCUUUCUGCUUCAUAAUGGGAAACAUAUCUGCGUGCAAGUUCAACCAUACAGCACUUUUAUCAGAUCAAAGAAAUUGCAGGCCAGGUGGCUCCCCGUUAGCCCUUGCAACACCUGCUUAACACUGUAGGUC
Emys orbicularis (European pond turtle) is the source of this 5021-nucleotide messenger RNA. It is a transcript of the gene IGF1R, whose product is annotated as insulin like growth factor 1 receptor. Gene Ontology annotation, molecular function: insulin receptor substrate binding; phosphatidylinositol 3-kinase binding; ATP binding. Gene Ontology annotation, cellular component: plasma membrane; axon; insulin receptor complex. The transcript is spliced from 21 exons. Bases 483 to 4574 code for a protein of 1363 amino acids. The record is from RefSeq and is a predicted model, not a curated record. Gene Ontology annotation, biological process: positive regulation of phosphatidylinositol 3-kinase/protein kinase B signal transduction; positive regulation of MAPK cascade; protein autophosphorylation. Lineage: Eukaryota; Metazoa; Chordata; Testudines; Emydidae.